This is a messenger RNA of Gryllus bimaculatus (two-spotted cricket), 312 nucleotides long. NCBI's taxonomy places the organism in Eukaryota, Metazoa, Arthropoda, Insecta, Orthoptera, Gryllidae. The record is from the annotation of a GenBank genome assembly.
GAGCAGGCGUUCGGGGCGCUGGUGCUGCGGCCGGCGGCGGGCGGCGGCGUGGAGAAGUUCGAGCAGCACCUGCGCUCUCUGCGCCUGGACGGCAACGCGCGCGACCCCUGGUUCCCGGCCUUCUGGGCGGCCGUCUUCCACUGCCGCGGGGCCGCCUGCCGCUCCCCGCUCUACAGCAGCCUGGAGACCUACCGCCUCAAGGAGAAUGCUGCCGUUGUGAAUUCCAUCAACGCUGUCUUGACUGUAGCCCAUGCCCUUGAAACAGUGCGACGCAAACUCUGCCCAGAGCUGUCGCGCAGCGGGCGGAGCGGC